AUGUCCCGGUGUUAUGAUCACUUGGACCCGCUCAUGGUCCCAGCGGAACAGCGUCUUGGCUAUGGAAAAAUUCAUUUCCAGGAUUUACUGUAUCGACGAACCCAGCGAUGUUGGUACAAUACACACGGCUGGGACGUCUUCGCUGCCGACCUGAACGACAAACACUGCUUUGGAAACUCGCCCUUCGGCAUUAUGGAUAAUGCGCUAUACCACAUCGCCACGUUCCGCAACGUCUCGGUCGUGUCGUGUGUCCCAUUCUGGGAGAGUCCCGUGGCCGCCCCUUUUCGGUAUGUAUGUCAUCCAAUUAUCACAAAUGAGGAGGACACUUUCCUUCUUGGUGGCAAGCGAACGGUUGGUCUACCGCCGUGGAAGACACACUGCUCGCCCAUGUUGAAAGUGGGGCUGAAGAAAAGCAACAGUGCCAUAGCAUUCAUUUGGCAUGUAGGCCAUCAAUUCCGCUCUGUUUCAUGUUUUUCUGCAACAACACGAGCACAAGCAGAAGCGGACGCGGUCCUCGCGGCAGAAGCAAAGACCUCACCCGCAGUUGUGUGUAUUACGGCCGACGAUGAGCACGAGGUAUCUGAUACUGCCGCUACCCUCCAAUCUGUGGUUUCCACGGACGUCACAGACCCACCUAUAACCACGGAGGGCUCCACUCACGAGCCUGGCGACACACAGCCAGCACCUGUACAUACGUCACACGGCGGAAACAUUGUACUGGGAGACGACCUUUGUAAACAAGCCCAAGGCAUUCUAUCCGCCCCGUACCCUAUUCCAGACACGCCCAGCACCCGCUUGCUGAACAUGUCGUUUCCCCACUAA
Messenger RNA from Sphaeroforma arctica JP610, 822 nucleotides. RefSeq lists its product as hypothetical. The transcript has 3 exons. Lineage: Eukaryota; Ichthyosporea; Ichthyophonida. Bases 1 to 822 code for a protein of 273 amino acids. The record is from RefSeq and is a predicted model, not a curated record.